Messenger RNA from Triticum urartu, 1424 nucleotides. Its product is annotated as protein CHLOROPLAST J-LIKE DOMAIN 1, chloroplastic-like. Gene Ontology annotation, cellular component: chloroplast membrane. Lineage: Eukaryota; Viridiplantae; Streptophyta; Magnoliopsida; Poales; Poaceae. The record is from RefSeq and is a predicted model, not a curated record.
GCAGAUAGAGCUCACCGCCACCCUCUUCCAUGGCUUCGCCACCACCUCCUCGCCUCCGCUUCCGCCGGUAGCCAGCCCCCUUUGCCCAUCGGAACUGGCAACCACGCAACCGUCCACGCUCUCAAUGGCAGCAACGAGGGCGGCGGCGGCCACCUUUGUCUCCCCCUCCUCCUUCGGCCGCCGGAAUAUCGCAUGUUCCUCCUGUUCCUCUCUCCACCUGCGCCUCACAAUCCUGCCUCCCCGGUUCGCUCCUCUCGUCGCGCGCCCCACGAGGUUCCCUGCGGUGGCGGUGCCGUUGAGGCGCGGCGGAUGUGUGCUUGCAGCUGCAUCGGCGGCAGGGGCAGGAAGCCCUCACUUCGGCAGUGGGGAGAAUGAUAACCCGUACGAGAUUUGGGCCAUCAGUCCGCUUGAUGGGUUCGACCAGGUGAAGAUGGCCUACAAGUGGCGUCGAAAGAACGCCGAGAACAGUGGUGAUGCUGCAUACUUGUUGAAGUUAGAGACGGCUUAUGAUACGAUCAUGAUGGAACAGGUGCAGAACCGGAAGAAAGGUGUGGCAUAUGGAUCAGUCCAGGUGUCAAAGGACAUCAAAUAUGCUGAUAAUCAACCAAUAGUUCCCUGGGGACCUAGAUACUCUAGAGCGACUGCAAAGGACCUCCAGAUAAAUAUGGCAAUAUCAGCAACAUUUAUCACGUGCAUAUUGACCAUGGGCCAUGCAGACUGGAAACGCUUGCAAUUUUUGUGUUUUGCUUAUUUCUAUCGAGUACUUGAGAAACUGAAGUCUACGGAGCCAGUAAUAACUCCUGUAUACAAUGAGUACGGUGAGGUUGAAGGCCGAGGUAUACAUAUGGCAAAGCGAGUGCUUCGUAGUUUGGGUUUGGUACUUGGAUCGAUAUUUGCUGCAUCCCUGGGUUAUACCGGACUGGCCAAUUUCUCCCAGUUUCUUGGUCACUAUAUUCCUUCUGUUGUUUAUAACUUCCAGGAGUUGAUUGUGACCACAGCUUCAUCCGUUCUGCUUUGCAUAUUGGCUACGUACUACCGAUAGCGAUUGUGCUGGACUGCCCCUUGUUUUUGCAGUCCUGAUACAUUGCCACUCAAUCAUCUUCAUCUUCAUCACGCGACCAUCUUCAUCUUCACUAAGGGGUUGUGCUCGGUACCUACAUGCAUACUCUGUCGCGGAAACCCAAAGCUGUGAGAAAUUUACUCUUAGAUCUGGAAAUUUGCACGGCAGAUAGACGUCGCUGUCCAACGGUUCUGGAGCUGAAAUCAGCAUACAAGAGAGAAACAGCUAACAGAAGAAUUUAUCAAGCGAAGCGCUGAUGAUGUAGGAAAACUAGUCCUAGCGACUCCCAGCGUAUAUUUCCACAUUUGUCACCCAGUUUCCUCGAUGCCUCAAUUCGAUCGCAAAGUUGUACAACUAAAAUUCU